This is a messenger RNA of Symsagittifera roscoffensis, 3390 nucleotides long. RefSeq lists its product as uncharacterized. The transcript has a single exon. NCBI's taxonomy places the organism in Eukaryota, Metazoa, Xenacoelomorpha, Acoela, Convolutidae. The record is from RefSeq and is a predicted model, not a curated record. Gene Ontology annotation, biological process: negative regulation of DNA-templated transcription. The coding region runs from base 10 to 2370 and encodes 786 amino acids. Gene Ontology annotation, molecular function: DNA binding; transcription corepressor activity.
UAAAAUGAUAUGAACGUGCAUUCUACCAACCAUCUAAUCUCGAAGAAGCAACCUUUAUCUUUCUCUGACGAUUCAAGUAAAGUUGCUGCCAAUAUAAUUUCAGAUUCGACUUCUAACAAUAAAAAUCAAGCCAUCGGCGUUCGAACAUCGCCAAGAAAGAAGAAUUUUUCCAACAUAGAUAUAAAAGGCCAGCUAAACUGGCAGCUGUUUGAGAAUCACAACCAAGAGGGAUUAGAGCUUAGCAGCGGAAGGAACGACCAUAAUCAGUCCAAUAUUUCAUCAAAUGUUUCAGAGGCAACUGCCAGCAUGGUAAACAGUAUUGAGAAUCAAAAUAGUAUGAAGUCUAAAGAGUCUUAUGAGACAUCCAAUCAGACUCUACAAAUAGUAAAUGACGUUGUUGCCCGAGUAGCACCAGAUAAUCGCUCGAAGCCGGAGCCUGUCAUGUCGAACAAAAAGUUGGUAUCAAGCUAUUCGACUCCAACAUCUUCGAACGCCCCAACAACUCCAAUAACACCGUGUACUCCAAUAAUGACGGUAGAAGAAUUGAAACAAACUUUCCAAUUUGACGAGAAUCUUACAGGUGAAAGUUUUCCAGUUGCUUGUCGUUCAGCUCAGGGAGUACUUUUUAAAAAUAGGCUUGGUUCUGGUAAGAAGGGUCGCUGUAUCAAAGUAAAUAACGAAUGGAUGACUCCCUGGGAGUUUGAGAGUCUCGGUGGACGAAGUGGCAGCAAGGACUGGAAAAGAAGUAUACGCUACCAAGGUCGUCCCAUAAAUGAUUUGAUGAUGGCUGGUUUCAUCUCCUUUCACGCUCCAUCGUGCACUUGCAGAAUUUGCAGUGACGAUCCAUCUGGCGAACCGCUUUCCGAAACUCAAACGGGCUCAGCCUCUGUGAGAUAUUUCACGCCUUACAAACGUAAACCGAGGUCAGAGGCUAAUAUUAUUAACAAUAAUAGCAACAGCAACAACAAUAAUAACACCAAACCGAAUCCCACUUCAUCUUCGCCUGGGCUUUCAAACGCGAAAAAAUUGAAGACCCUCAUCCCCAUCGCGCCAUCACCCGGAAGUUCUAACGGGUCAAAUGGAGGACAAAGACCGCAAUUGAACAAUUCCAAAUCAAUGCCUGCCUCAUCCUCAAUGCUUAACUCGGGACACGACAGUAGCGGAACCCUUUCAUCGACACCCAUCAGCCAGGUUGCUGCUAUCGGAGGAGGCUCUAAUACUGCAAUUUAUCUCAGCAACGUGGACCAAAAUAUUCAGAAUCAGCAGCAGCAACAGCAUCACAUGCACAACUCUAACACGCAACAGCUACUGAGUCACGCUACAAGCAAUGGAAUCAAUAUGAGCUCGAACAUUCUCUCGGGAAGCCAUAACUCGAACAACAGUGGAAACUCAAAUAUCGGCGGAAGUAACAGCUCCAGCUCACUGGCUGCUCUUGUACCUGCUCUGGAGUCAAUUUCAAAUCAAAUAACGCAUCUUGGUAGCCAAGUUGAUCUCAUUUUGAAUGCAGUUAAAAAAGAUUUACUCCGAGAUACUUCCCCUCAAUCAAGAGGAGGAACAGCGAAUGGGGAUAUCAUUAACUAUAUACCUUCAGGUUCCUCGGCAGUCCAGCUGAAAAAUGAAAAAGUGUGCAAUAAUUGUGGCCGAGAGACCACCAGCAUGUGUUCUGGGUGCAACAAAGCUUACUACUGCUCCGAUUUUUGUAUCCAAAAAGAUUGGGGCAACCAUGCUAACUACUGUGACGUGCAGCCCAUCCUAACUCCAGCCUCGCCUCAGAAAAUGCAGAACAUCUUCGGAUCCUCAGUUCUCGGAAAUCUCAGUUUAGACAAUAAUUCCAAACCGCAACAGAAUUCCAACAACAGUGGCCAAGCCACCCAAAUUUACUUGGCCACAGGAGGUCAACAUCAGCAGUCAAACUCAACGCAGAUCAUAAACGCCUCGAACAACUCACUAAAUGCAGUUGGGGGUAACAACAAUAACAAUUCUGGAGGUCAGUCGAACUCAACAAUUGUUCUGAACUCUUCAGGUAGCCAGGGAAUGCAACUAAAACAGCUCAAUUUGAUCCCUAACUCUCUGAACGCUUCUGGAAACUCUUCUAUUAACGCCUCGUCACAAAAUGAUAAUAACAUAAAUGGGAGAAGCACGAACAAUGACAUUGGGCAUGACCAAAUAGCCACUGCCAACAACGUGGCCACACUAGCUGGAGGAGGAUCCAACUCUGGACAGCAGUUCCUGAUCCAAACAUCUUCCGGAGCAACUCUAGUCUUACCUGCCAACUUUCUAACUAACAUUAAUUCAAACGUCGGAGGAACUACAACCAUACCCAUUAGCGACCAGGAGGCCCUAGAAAACCUCCUUGCAUCUGCUUCCUGAUUUUGUCAUACCCGAAGUUACGAUUACGCGAAACUGAUUUCAGUUCCCAAAAAUCCGGCAGCUAUUAGAAUUACAAACAGAUCGAGGCAAAUAGAUCCCAAGAGUUUCGAUCUGAAGACCAGAUCUGAAAGCUUUGACAAAUCCAACGCUCUUCUCACGUGUCUGCAAACCAACAGUCCCAGUCCUGUUAUCAAUUCCUUACUUAUAAUGCAUUUCAUUGCUCUUGCUGAAGACUUAGUUUCUUAGAUUAUCCUUUUAUUUCUUAUUUUCAUACCAUUUCUUGGCUGAAUUAGAGCACAAAUUACUAUGCUGAAUUAAACGAUAAACGCUGAAGCGUUUAAUGAAACAGCUGGUGAACUUAUGAACAUGUUUUAUGAUAGUAAUUGUCUGGUAAUUAGUUAUAUUAGUUCCGAGUCAUGGGUUUGUUUUCUUCGUGGUUCUAUCUUCGUCUUUGAAAUUAAUUUAGCUUUUUAAUAUUAAUUUCCCUUCAAAGGUCACACUUUUGCAAUUUUCUUCAAUGCGUAGAUUAACUUUUCGAAUAAACAUUUCGAGUCAACCGAGUCUUCGAUUUCUGCAAGAUUCGAACUGUUUAUUUUUCCUUCUUUUUAGGUAAUUUGGUGUUGUUAUCUUUGAGUGAUUGGGGGUGAUAAUUAAUUCAUAAAUUGUGAAGUAAUAUAUUUUGAUAAAUUGUUAAUGCCUUUUCUAAUGCAACCCCUUUUUCCUUUCGCGCUAUGAUUUAACUUAAUUCUCAAAUUUUGUUUACCCUUGAAAAAUCAUUUCAGUUCAGAUUAUUCGUUAAUUCAGAUUAACUGUUCGUUUAGAUUCAGUUAGCUAAGUAACACCCUGAAAUGAUUAUGCGGGGAAUCUGAAAAUUACAUCUAGCUUACAUUGAAACUGGUGUCAAAUACCAGAACUUUGAAGUAGCAUCUCUGUUUUGUUUGAAGGCAUUUUUUUAUUUAAAUGAUAUGAUUAUGAUUAAAUCAGUAGUCUCCCAAAUAUAAUUUAUAUUUGCUGCCCUAA